Sitophilus oryzae (rice weevil) is the source of this 3579-nucleotide messenger RNA. Its product is annotated as enolase-phosphatase E1-like. The record is from RefSeq and is a predicted model, not a curated record. The coding region runs from base 1 to 3579 and encodes 1192 amino acids. NCBI's taxonomy places the organism in Eukaryota, Metazoa, Arthropoda, Insecta, Coleoptera, Curculionidae. The transcript has 4 exons.
AUGAUAUCUAAGGAAGAAGAGCAUUCAGUCGAAACAGAGACUGAAGAAACUUUAAGUGAAGCUUCUGAGACAGAAAUUCCUCAGACAGUACCGCAAAAAAUAGAACAUACGGUAUCUAAAGAAGAAGAGCAUUCAGUCGAAACAGAGACUGAAGAAACCUUAACUCUAGCUUCUGAGUCAGAAAUUCCUCAGAUAGUACCGGAAGAAAUAGAACAUACAGUAUCUAAGGAAGAAGAGCAUUCAGUCGAAACAGAGUCUAAAGGAACUUUAAGUGUAGCGUCUGAAUCAGAGAAAUUCCUCAGACAUGAAGCUUCUGAGACAAAAAUUCCUCAGACAGUACCGGAAGAAAUAGAACAUACAGUAUCUAAGGAAGAAGAGCAUUCAGUCGAAACAGAGACUGAAGAAACCUUAAGUGUAGAUUCUGAGUUAGAAAUUCCUCAGACAGUACCGGAAGAAAUAGAACAUACAGUAUCUAAGGAAGAAGAGCAUUCAGUCGAAACAGAGUCUGAAGAAACUUUAAGUGAAGCUUCUGAGACAGAAAUUCCUCAGACAGUACCGGAAGAAAUAGAACAUACAGUAUCUAAGGAAGAAGAGCAUUCAGUCGAAACAGAGUCUGAAGGAACUUUAAGUGAAGCUUCUGAGACAGAAAUUCCUCAGACAGUACCGGAAGAAAUAGAACAUACAGUAUCUAAGGAAGAAGAGCAUUCAGUCGAAACAGAGACUGAAGAAACCUUAAGUGUAGCUUCUGAGUCAGAAAUUCCUCAGACAGUACCUGAAGAAAAAGAACAUACAGUAUCUAAGGAAGAAGAGCAUUCAGUCGAAACAGAGUCUGAAGAAACUUUAAGUGAAACUUCUGAGACAAAAAUUCCUCAGACAGUACCGGAAGAAAUAGAACAUACAGUAUCUAAGGAAGAAGAGCAUUCAGUCGAAACAAAGACUGAAGAAACCUUAAGUGUAGCUUCUGAGUUAGAAAUUCCUCAGACAGUACCGGAAGAAAUAGAACAUACAGUAUCUAAGGAAGAAGAGCAUUUAGUCGAAACAGAGACUGAAGAAACCUUGAGUGUAGCUUCUGAGUCAGAAAUUCCUCAGACAGUACCGGAAGAAACAGAACAUACAGUAUCUAAGGAAGAAGAGCAUUCAGUCGAAACAGAGUCUGAAGAAACUUUAAGUGUAGCUUCUGAGUCAGAAAUUCCUGAGACAGUACCGGAAGAAACAGAGCAUACAGUAUCUAAGGAAGAAGAGCAUUCAGUCGAAACAGAGACUGAAGAAACCUUAAGUGUAGCUUCUGAGUCAGAAAUUCCUCAGACAGUACCGGAAGAAACAGAACAUACAGUAUCUAAGGAAGAAGAGCAUUCAGUCGAAACAGGGACUGAAGAAACCUUAAGUGUAGCUUCUGAGUCAGAAAUUCCUCAGACAGUACCGGAAGAAACAGAACAUACAGUAUCUAAGGAAGAAGAGCAUUCAGUCGAAACAGAGACUGAAAAAACUUUAAGUGAAGCUUCUGAGACAAAAAUUCCUCAGACAGUACCGGAAGAAAUAGAACAUACAGUAUCUAAGGAAGAAGAGCAUUCAGUCGAAACAAAGACUGAAGAAACCUUAAGUGUAGCUUCUGAGUCAGAAAUUCCUCAGACAGUACCGGAAGAAACAGAACAUAAAGUAUCUAAGGAAGAAGAGCAUUCAGUCGAAACAGAGACUGAAAAAACUUUAAGUGAAGCUUCUGAGACAAAAAUUCCUCAGACAGUACCGGAAGAAAUAGAACAUACAGUAUCUAAGGAAGAAGAGCAUUCAGUCGAAACAGAGACUGAAGAAACCUUAAGUGUAGCGUCUGAGUUAGAAAUUCCUCAGACAGUACCGGAAGAAAUAGAACAUACAGUAUCUAAGGAAGAAGAGCAUUCAGUCGAAACAGAGUCUGAAGAAACUUUAAGUGAAGCUUCUGAGACAGAAAUUCCCCAGACAGUACCGGAAGAAAUAGAACAUACAGUAUCUAAGGAAGAAGAGCAUUCAGUCGAAACAGAGACUGAAGAAACCUUAAGUGUAGCUUAUGAGUCAAAAAUUCCUCAGACAGUACCGGAAGAAAUAGAACAUACGGUAUCUAAGGAAGAAGAGCAUUCAGUCGAAACAGAGACUGAAGAAACCUUAACUCUAGCUUCUGAGUCAGAAAUUCCUCAGAUAGUACCGGAAGAAAUAGAACAUACAGUAUCUAAGGAAGAAGAGCAUUCAGUCGAAACAGAGUCUAAAGGAACUUUAAGUGUAGCGUCUGAGUCAGAAAUUCCUCAGACAGUACCGGAAGAAAUAGAACAUACAGUAUCUAAGGAAGAAGAGCAUUCAGUCGAAACAGAGACUGAAAAAACUUUAAGUGAAGCUUCUGAGACAAAAAUUCCUCAGACAGUACCGGAAGAAAUAGAACAUACAGUAUCUAAGGAAGAAGAGCAUUCAGUCGAAACAGAGACUGAAGAAACCUUAAGUGUAGCUUCUGAGUUAGAAAUUCCUCAGACAGUACCGGAAGAAAUAGAACAUACAGUAUCUAAGGAAGAAGAGCAUUCAGUCGAAACAGAGACUGAAGAAACCUUGAGUGUAGCUUCUGAGUCAGAAAUUCUUCAGACAGUACCGGAAGAAACAGAACAUACGGUAUCUAAGGAAGAAGAGCAUUCAACAGUACCGGAAGAAACAGAGCAUACAGUAUCUAAGGAAGAAGAGCAUUCAGUCGAAACAGAGACUGAAGAAACCUUAAGUGUAGCUUCUGAGUCAGAAAUUCCUCAGACAGUACUGGAAGAAACAGAACAUACAGUAUCCAAGGAAGAAGAGCAUUCAGUCGAAACAGGGACUGAAGAAACCUUAAGUGUAGCUUCUGAGUCAGAAAUUCCUCAGACAAUACCGGAAGAAACAGAACAUACAGUAUCUAAGGAAGAAGAGCAUUCAGUCGAAACAGAGACUGAAGAAACUUUAAGUGAAGCUUCUGAGACAAAAAUUCCUCAGACAAAACCUGAAGAGAGAGAACAUACAGUAUCUAAGGAAGAAGAGCAUUCAGUUGAAACAGAGUCUGAAGAAAUCUUAGUUGAAGCUUCUGUGUCAGAAAUUCCUGAAACAGAAUUUGAAGAGAAGACUGGAGGAUUAGAAACAUCAAAACCAGAAGACAAAAUUGAAUUAUUUACACCAGUAAAAUACUCAAAAACCACUGCAAAAACUAGAGUAACUUCAGAAAAAGAUGAGGGUUUAUUAGUCAAUGCAGAUAGAUUCCUGGACUUUCAAUCAACUCCAUGUGAGUUUUGUGAUUUUACUACAUCAGAAGCUUCUGUCGCUCAAACUAAACACUCAUCUAAACAAAUCUCCAAUCAUAGGUCGACUUUAACAAGUUAUCUACAGACACCUAGUAAACCUCCUCAUACAAAAGUGAGCCAUCACACAACUACAGCAGAAGAUUUAACUCCAAAAGCUGGGUUUGGUAUAGAGCUGCCUGAAUCAGAAACAACUCCAUGUGAAUACUGUAAGGAUGACAAGCAGCUACCAGGAACUACUGAAGUUUCUGUCCCUAAAAAUAAGCAUUAUACUAAAAUAUACAGUCUGUUACUAAAAAAGUAA